AUGUGGAAGCUAAUUUUCCUUGCUGUCCUCGCUCUGGCGACAGCCGAGCAGGUCAAAUACGACAACUACAAGGUAUUUCGUGUCGUACCUCAAACUGAGGAACAAUUAGAAGCCGUGAAACAAUUGGGAUCCACUUCCGAUGCUUUCUCCUUCUGGAAAGAGCCGAGCACCCUCCAGAACUUUGCCGACGUGAUGGUGGCUCCUCACAAGAUCGCGGAGUUCCACGAAAUCAUGAAAAAAUUGAACAUGUCUUAUGAACUCUACGUCCCUGAUGUUCAGACCUUGAUCGACAGCGAGAAGCCACCGGCACAGCCUCUGGCUACAUUCGAUCUGAACGUCUACCACACGCUCGAUGAGAUCUACGCUCACCUGGACAACCUCGCCAAGGAGAAUCCCGGAAAGGUGCAGGUUCUUGCGCCUGGACAGACCUACGAGAAACGUCAGAUCAAGGGAAUAAAAUUGUCGUUCGGUGGUAACAAGCCUGGAAUCUUCAUCGAAGGUGGAAUCCAUGCUAGAGAAUGGAUCACACCAGCUGCUAUUUUAUACAUGGUGAACGAACUGUUGCACAGCAAAGACGCUAGCGUCAGGGCCCUCGCCGAGUCUCACGACUGGUACAUCUUCCCUGUGUUCAACCCCGACGGUUACGUUUACACCCACACCACGGACCGUCUUUGGAGAAAGACCAGGAAACCAUACGGUGUUCUAUGCCACGGAUCCGACCCUAACAGGAACUGGGGUUACAAAUGGAUGUCCGGUGGUGCUAGCAACAACCCGUGCUCUGAAACUUAUGCCGGAAGCGCCGCGUUCUCCGAUGUUGAAACCAAAUCGAUGUCUGAGUACAUCACGUCGAUUUCCAACAAAUUCAACUCCUACAUCUCGUUCCACAGUUACUCGCAGCUUUUGAUGUUCCCUUACGGUCACACCAAGGAUCAUUUGGAGAAUUACAACGACGAGCUCCAAAUCGGUAAGAAGACAAUUGAGGCUCUGGCCAAACGUUAUGGAACUCAAUACAAGACCGGAAACGUCGCCGAAACCAUUUAUGUCGCCAGUGGAAGUACAGUGGACUGGGUGAAGGGAACUUUCCACAAACCUAUAACUUACACGUAUGAAUUGAGGGACACCGGCCGUUAUGGUUUCCUCCUCCCGCCGGAGCAAAUUGCACCUACAUCCAAGGAAACUCUGGACUCCCUGGUCGCCCUAUUCAAAGAGGCUAAGGCACGAGGAUACAAUUAAAGAAUUACAAAAAAGCAUAA
Ceratina calcarata is the source of this 1253-nucleotide messenger RNA. Its product is annotated as zinc carboxypeptidase-like. Lineage: Eukaryota; Metazoa; Arthropoda; Insecta; Hymenoptera; Apidae. The record is from RefSeq and is a predicted model, not a curated record. Gene Ontology annotation, biological process: proteolysis. Gene Ontology annotation, molecular function: zinc ion binding; metallocarboxypeptidase activity. Bases 1 to 1233 code for a protein of 410 amino acids. The transcript has 6 exons.